Sclerotinia trifoliorum is the source of this 1129-nucleotide messenger RNA. The record is from the annotation of a GenBank genome assembly. NCBI's taxonomy places the organism in Eukaryota, Fungi, Ascomycota, Leotiomycetes, Helotiales, Sclerotiniaceae.
GCGGCAGCGGCCGAAUAAGUACUACCAGAGCUAAAUCAGCUCCAAACUUUUCACGUUACUUGUUACUUCAAUUCUUGUGGCCAAUUGAUUUAGUUAUGAGGUUCCAAAUCUUAUAACCUCAAUUGAAACCACCAGCUUAUUUAUAUCCUCUCAAUCUUGUCCCUCUUACUCCGCAACAUUUCAAUUACUCUACCAUCAUCUCAAAAUGUCGACCCCAAUGAGAGGCAUGCUCCGCACACUCCGCCCAACACCCACCACUCGUUCAUUUUGCCCCUCAGCCCAACGCACUUUCAUAACUCUACCCGGCACCGAACCGCAGAUUCUGACCGAAAAGCGAAUAUUACCCUACAAAUCCUCAUCCCUCUACAGCCUAAUCGCCGACGUCGACAGCUACUCCACCUUCGUCCCCUACUGCACCUCCUCCCGCAUAACAAAGUGGUCAGCGCCCGAUUCCAACGGUAAAAAAUGGCCUGCCGAAGCAAGUCUUACCGUAGGCUGGGCCGGCGUUGAAGAAAGAUUCACAUCCAAGCUCCUCUGCGUCCCGGGCACGAUUGUGGAAGCUCUCAGCGGCGACGCCGUCACAUCGAUUCCGGAAUCCAAAGUCGUACAUCACUCGGAAACCUAUCAUAGCCCCGCCGCUGCGAACGGGAUUUUCCAAAGCCUCAACACACGUUGGUCUCUCAAACCCUUCCACUACCAACCACCAAGCGGCCAGCCACAAAUAGAUAAAACCGAACAUGAACCGAGGGAUCAAACAGAGGUGCAUUUAAUCAUUGAGUUUCAAUUUGCGAAUCCAUUAUAUACUGCGUUGAGUAUAGCGGUUGCGCCCCAGGUAGCGCCAAAGAUGAUUGAGGCCUUUGAGUUGAGAGCUAGAAAGUUGUUGGAUGGGCCUGGCGCGGGUACUACUGAUAACAAGACAUCAUUAGGUCAUGCAGUCAGUGCGGCGAAGAAACUUGGUGCUUAAAAAGGGGUUACAUUCAUCUGGCGAAACCUAAAAACAUCAUCUCUGAUAAUAUAAGAAUUCUGAAAUAUAUCUACCGUGCACGAUUUUAUUCGUGAUAGAAUUCCCACAGAGGGUUAUAUUUUCCUGUAUACAAGUUAUUAUUGAGUGACUUUUUAAAUACAAUAU